Molecule: messenger RNA, 567 nt
Organism: Penicillium lagena
Lineage: Eukaryota; Fungi; Ascomycota; Eurotiomycetes; Eurotiales; Aspergillaceae
Product: 4'-phosphopantetheinyl transferase
Exons: 2
Coding region: 1-567 (188 amino acids)
Molecular function (GO): magnesium ion binding; holo-[acyl-carrier-protein] synthase activity
Source: RefSeq, a predicted model, not a curated record
AUGAAACCCCUCCCCUUUCCCCUCGCCCUCCACCUCGGCACCGACAUCGUACACAUCCCACGAAUCGCCCGCCUCGUAACCCGACCCGGCAACUACCUCGCGCGCUUCACGCGCCGCAUACUCUGCGCCCAAGAACAGCGCGACUUCACCACCCGUUUCGCGCUUCCUCCCUCCUACACCAGCGAAUCUCUCCUUUCACAAUCUCAACGUCAAUCUCCGACCAUAACACCAGACAUGACACGUUGGCUGGCCGGCCGCUUCGCUGCGAAAGAGGCCGCGCGCAAAGCUGCCCCUACCGGCGGGGCGGGGUCAAUUGGGUGGAAGGAUGUUAUGGUGCGGGCUGAGGAGGAGGAUAGUGAGAAGAUGUCUAUGAAAAAGGGGAAGAGUUCAAGGCCGGAGAUUGUGUUUCUUGGUGUUGGGGGGGAGGAGGAUAGGUUGGCUCGGAACUGGGCUUCUGCGACCGAUCUAUCCUAUGUCCGGGUGCGCCGCAUUGACAAGGCCGGACUUGGAUCACGGCUCGGCGUGCGGAUUCAUUGCAAGCAGCGUCUCCCGAGAGCAGUUUGCUAA